Brenthis ino (lesser marbled fritillary) is the source of this 360-nucleotide messenger RNA. Lineage: Eukaryota; Metazoa; Arthropoda; Insecta; Lepidoptera; Nymphalidae. The record is from the annotation of a GenBank genome assembly.
AUGCCGGCGCGCACAGCGGCAGACAGACACGCGCAGCGGGAAGCAAGCGCGCAGACGCCGUCUCGCUCGCGCGCGUGUCGCCGUGACUGCCGCUCGGGCGCGCUCGGGGUCGCUCGGGCGCUCGGCCCGCGAGGCGCGGCCGAGGCGAGGGCUUUGGCAGUUGGCUACUUUUAUAAAUUCCCAUCGCCGUAUCGAUUCGCCUCGGACGCGAUGCGAGCUUGUUUUUUUCAUCACUUUUUAUUUUCAGUAGUUUUAAAAUACGCGAACGAGACAAUUUGCAGUGAGACAAGAAUGAAACAUAGUAAUGAGCCGCCGCGCGGCGCGGGCUGCGGACCGAGGCGCAGCGCAUCGGGCACCGGC